AUGAGCACGGCAAAGCGAACACGAGCAAGGCAAGCAGAGGCAGGAGCAGCGCCCUCGCUGCCGCCGUCGAAAAAGGCAAAGACUUCACAACAGCCUGGUUCUGGACUGGCCUUCCUGACCGAUGAGAAUCAACGAGCCGGAAAGAAGCUGCGCGCAAACUACACCAAUGGCGUCAAGGACUCACGAGCAGACCGCGUCGACGAGUCCAAAGCUCAAGUCGAGCAACACGAGGCCGAAGCACCAGAGGUAGUCGAGAUUUCGAGCGGAGACGAAUCGAGCGUAUACAGCGGCUCCGACGACGAGGCCGACGACACCAAGCCAGUCACCAACGGCAACCACGAUGCCGAUGCUGUCAUGGCCGAUGCCGACGAGGGUAUGGAGGAUGGCGCAGAAGGGCAGUCGUUUGGCGACAUGCUGCAGGCAGCGCACCCCGAGACGAUCGAUGUCCAGUCCGCCUUCGCCGAUCGCGAAGAGGGCACCCAAGCUCUGGUGCCUAUGAACCAGGAUCGCUCUCUCGCCCUUCCCACAGCCACCUCCCUCGGUACCGUCCUUACCCAAGCUCUGCGCACCAACGAUCGCGACCUCCUCGAGACUUGUUUCCAGAUGACCGACCUCCCCAGUAUCCGCUCAACCAUCCAGAGACUCCAAUCACCGCUUGUCGCUUCGCUUCUUCAACGCCUGGCUGAGAGACUACACAAACGCCCUGGUCGUGCUGGAAACCUCAUGGUCUGGGUACAAUGGUCGCUCGUCUCCCACGGUGGUUACCUUGCCAGCCAACCUGAUGUCCUUAAGAAGCUUAAGACCCUGUCGCGAGUCAUCAAGGAGCGCGCCAACGGUCUCCAAUCUCUCGUCACACUCAAGGGCAAGCUCGACAUGCUCAACGCUCAGAUUGAGCUCCGCAAGAGCGUUCAAGAGACAAGAGAUGGAAGAUUCGAUGACGGCGACAACGUCGACGACGAUGUCAUCUAUGUCGAGGGUCAAGACGAUCUAUCAUCCGACGACGACAACGACCUCAUCAGCAACGCUGUGGGCAGCGAUCUCGGUGACCUGUCCAUGGUCAACGGCGCCGACCAAGCAUCGUCCGAUGUUGAGGAGGAAGAGGCUGGCGAGGGUAUGUUCGACGAAGAAGCUGAAGAGACCUCCGAUGACGAGGGCGAAGAGCUGUCCGAUGAGGACGAGGAGAGUGACGAAGUCGAGGAAGAGGAAGACGACGAGUCAUCCGACGAUGACGAGGCCCCGGCACCUGUCGUCAAGCCAUCGAGGACACAGCAACGCGCCGCCGGACGGAGAAGAUGA
This is a messenger RNA of Aureobasidium vineae, 1296 nucleotides long. Lineage: Eukaryota; Fungi; Ascomycota; Dothideomycetes; Dothideales; Saccotheciaceae. The record is from the annotation of a GenBank genome assembly.